This is a messenger RNA of Bicyclus anynana (squinting bush brown), 7366 nucleotides long. RefSeq names its product general transcription factor IIH subunit 1 (gene Tfb1). Lineage: Eukaryota; Metazoa; Arthropoda; Insecta; Lepidoptera; Nymphalidae. The record is from RefSeq and is a predicted model, not a curated record. The coding region runs from base 256 to 1971 and encodes 571 amino acids. Gene Ontology annotation, cellular component: transcription factor TFIIH holo complex; transcription factor TFIIH core complex. The transcript is spliced from 11 exons. Gene Ontology annotation, biological process: transcription by RNA polymerase I; nucleotide-excision repair; transcription by RNA polymerase II.
UCAAACACAAACCGCAAAUGGGUUCUGGCGAUGUGGUUUUCGUUGAUGCGAUUUUCGUAAAAUAUUUAUCAUUGUUGAACCCAUUUCAAGUUGUCGCAAUAUAUUUAACUUACUUAUUUAAAUAAAUGCUGCAUGAAAAUUUUGCACUUGAGAUGAUUGAUUUGCAAGGAUAUGACUUUGGUUCUAUAGUACCUACCUAUUAAAAAGUUUUAAGUAUUCAAGUGGUUCAGGAAUUUGUGUUUUCACACGAUUAAAAUGACAACAUCGUCGGAGGACGUUCUUUUGAGCGUAGGGCACGUGCGGUAUAAGAAAGGUGAUGGGACUUUGUAUGUGAUGAACCAAAGACUGGCAUGGAUGUUGGAGAACCGGGAUACAGUUGCUGUCUCACACAAGUACGCUGAUAUUAAAACACAAAAAAUUUCACCAGCAGGGAAACCUAAAGUGCAGUUACAAGUAGUAUUACACGAUGGGACGUGUUCCACAUUCCAGUUUGUCAACCCGGGGGGCCCGGACGCUCAGGCGAAGGACAGGGACCAAGUUAAAAUGUUAUUGCAGAACUUACUGCCGAAGUUUAAGAGGCAGAUCGAUGGAGAAUUAGAAAUGAAAUCUAGAUUACUUUCCUUACAUCCUACUCUUAAGCAUUUAUAUGAAGACUUGGUGAUAUCAAAAGUUAUCAAUAGUGAGGAAUAUUGGAAUACUCCCACGUUGAAGAACUAUACCGAGUCUACUAGUAUGAAACAAGAAGCCGGUGUUUCCGGAGCAUUUCUAGCAGAUAUCCAGCCCCAGACAGAUGGCUGCAAUGGACUAAAGUACAAUCUGACACAGGAUAUAAUCGACGCGAUAUUCAAAACAUACCCAGCAGUGAGGAAGAAACACGUAGACUAUGUGCCCAAUAAGAUGACCGAGGCAGAGUUUUGGACCAAGUUCUUUCAGUCGCAUUACUUUCACAGAGACCGUAUAGCAUCGUCGUCGAGCAAGGACCUAUUCGGCGAGUGCGCAAAACUAGACGACCAAGCGAUCGCAUCGGCCAUGAGACAUACCACGCUGGAUCUCACUGUGGAUCUACCCCAAUUCACGGAGCCUGUCCCGCUCUUACCUGACGAGGAUACAGUGGAGAAGGAAAAGGACGGCACAUCGAUACACCGCAGCAUGAUCAAACGGUUCAACCAACACUCUAUUAUGGUGCUCAAAGCUAGUCAUAAACCAAACACAAGCACCAAUAGCAAUAGCAGUAGCAAAACAACGAAUAACAAUAACAAAGUGGUCGAGAAUGGAAUGAAAGAGAUCAACGGAGUGGAGAAGAGAACAGCACAAGAGAAGGACCCCACCGAGCCGGUAGAGAAGAAGAAGAGAAUAUUAGAGAAGAUACAUUACGAAGAUCUGGAUAGUGCCAACGUUGGUGAGAGUGCGCAAGAGUUGAAAUUAUCAAAAGUAGAAAGAUAUUUAUUAGGCCCGUCAUCACAAGUCAGCCAGUCCAGUGCGAGCACUAGUAACCCACCGCCGUUGUCUGCCUUAGCGUCUAUAUGUCAAGCGUGGUCAAGUGGUCAACAGUGUCAGAGGCCGCUGAGAGUGAGUGCGUCGGCGGCGGUGGGCGCGCUGGGGGAGCUGAGUCCCGGGGGCGCGCUCAUGAGGCAACACCACGCUUCGUGUAUGGCACAACUAAUACCGCCGGACGUGAAGAGCGAGCUCCACCGCAUCUACCUGUCGGGCGGCGAGUUGCUCCGCGAGCUGUGGCGCUGCUUCCCGCAGCCCGGCGCCGCCGCCGACGCCGAUGACGCGCCCGCGCGGGCUGAGAAGUUCUACGAGGCGCUGCUGAGGUUCAGGAACGUCAAGUUGAGGCCUUUCGAGGAAAAGAUGCUUCGCGAACUGACCCCACUAGCGUCGUCGUUAACUAAACACAUGAACCAAAUGAUUGACGCCGCGUGUACAAAGUACUCACUUUGGCAACAGAGGCAGGCAAAGUUGAGGUAGUACACGCCCAACUACAGCGUUACACCGUAUAUGUAGCGUUUGUGGACUGGAAUUCAGUGAUUAAAAUAUCAAACUUGGCACUUGGCAAGUAAAUUUAUACUGAUUAAAACUUUGAUAAAUUAAAAAGCAAUAACGACAGCCAAUUUCGUGAAUUCGGUGGUCACGAAAAGUUGAUAAAUAUAAAAUAAAACUUGGCGCUUGGCAAUGAGUUGGGUGACGGAUUAUAAAGGCCAAGUAAAUUCAUAGUAAUUGACUUGUAACGUUGAUAAAUUAAAAAGCGAUAGCGACGGUCAUUUUUAGUGAAAUACGUGAUUAAAAUAUCAAACUUGGCACUUGGCAUAGAUUCCUUGACAGAUUAUAAAGGCCAAGUAAAUUCAUAGUGAUUGACUUGUAAUAUUGAUAAAUUAAAAACAAAAACUGCAGUCAUUUUUAGUGAAAUAUGUGAUUAAAAUAUCAAACUUGGCACUUGGCAUUGAGUCCCUGACAGAUUAUAAAGGCCAAGUAAAUUCAUAGUGAUUGACUUGUAAUAUUGAUAAAAUAAACACAAAAACGACAGUCAUCUUUAGUGAAUUCGGUGGAUAAAUAUAAAACAUGGCACUUGGCAUUGAGUUAGUGACAGAUUAUAAAAGCCAAGUAAGUUCAUAGUGAUUGACUUGUAACGUUGAUAAAUUAAAUAGCAAUUACGACAGUUUUAGUAAAUUCAGUGGUUAAAAUAUAAAACUUGGCACAUGAUAUUGAGUUUGUGGCAGAUUAUAAAGACCAAGUAAAAUCAUAGUGAUUGACAAAUUAAAAAUCACUAACGAUAAUCGUUUUUAGUGAAUUCAUUAAUUAAAUAGUUGGUUAAUCUUGGCAUCGACGCUAAUAAAGGAUAUUAUUAAUUUGAGCAAGUAUGUUCAUGAUAAAUAUUAAACGAUCGACAAUAAUUUUCUGUCGAUACAGGGAAUAAAUAACAGUUAAAAUAUGGCACAGCCUAGUGUAAGUGAUUUGUUUUUGGAUAAUGGAUUUGAUCGUUUUACUGCCAAGUAUGCGGUAAAUAUUCGCCAAGUAAAGGCUACAUGAUUUCAAUAUGACUUUCGCCAAGUUUAUUGGUAUAAGUAAUAAUACUUUGCAGUGUCAAAACUAAACAGUGUUAAUACAUUAGUGUUAAAAUUUAACAGUGUUAUUCGAAGUACUUUUGCAAAGAGAGAGAAACAUUAUUAAAAUAGCGCAAAAUAUGUGUGAAAGCCUAACUAUAAUAUUGUAUCGCAAAUUAUAUCAUUUAUACGUACAAAACUAAAUUAAGACUUUAAAAUAUUUGGGGCGGAAUAUUCCAAAGACUUUGCAAUAUUUGGGACGGAAUAUUGCAAAGUGUACUUUAGAUUAUAUUGAUAACAACAGCUCAUUUUUCGUGUGACUUUGAAAUAGAGUAACUACACAAAUAAAUGUAUUGAAAUAGUUUAUAAUAAUCAUACAAGUUUGUAAGGUAUAUUAUAUUAACUGCCUGUGGUAACAUAUGAUUAAGUGUUAAGAGAAAUAGACAAAAUAUUGUCCACAGGCGGCGGAUUUGUCCUAGUUCCAUCUCUUUCGUCCCAUCGCAAUAAAAGAGAUAGCGGUAUAUCAGAUUGCACCGCCAUUGGUUGAAAUUUAUCAUUUUCUCUUCAAGAGCUUAACUUGUUAGUCGCAUGUUAGUGUCACAGGAUAUAACACAUGAUUAAUUAAAGUGUAUUGAAAAAGAAUUUAUUCGACUGAAAUAUAUUUCUAUAGUUUUUUUAAAAUAAUAGCGCCAUUUAUUCAAAAAAUUCUCAUUAAAAUAGAUAUUAAAAUUACAAAGUAAAAGUCUAAACUCGAAUAUUAAUAAUGCUAUAACAUCGCCUCUAUAAAUAAAACUUGACAAAUAUUGCUUGAAAAAAUUUAAGAAAAUGUUGUAAAAAAAUAAUAUACAUAACAUUUUUUGUAUUGUAAAGAUCUUGAUUAACUGUAAAUUAUAGUUAAAACAAAUUAUAAUUAAGUAGGUUUUUGUCGCGACAAACUUCUAGUACUUAUUAAUUACGGUCUUGCAAAGUCAAAUAGUAACAGUUUUCCGCUAUGAUGUUUUGUAUUAUUCGCAAGUGCUAUAACUUGGCAAGUUCUUUGAUGACACAACCAUGAUCUGCGGGCGACGGGAGAGGAAGGCCUUGGCGGGUAUGAGGUCGUGUGCGCGGGGCAUCGCUACCCCCCUUCCCUGCCCCCGCGGACCAUCGGGAGUGUCACGAACGAAUUUGCCAAGCUAUAGUUCCAAAUUCACCUCUGUUAUUCUCAUUUCGUAUUACACAGAGUGAUAGAGGUGAAUUCGAAACUCGUACUAGCGACUCGUAAUAACUUUAAUUUGCUUAUAGCUUGGCAAUAUUUUAAUAUUUGCAAUGUUUAUAAAAUAUUUGCUUAUAGACCUUACUUCCGCGUUGCUACGCUACUUUUGUUUGCAUAUAUAUAUAUGUGUAUACUUCUCAUAAAAUAAAUCGAAACAGUCCGCCUAAAAAAGUCGGAACAGAACUGUUUCGAUUUUUUUUUAUGAAAUAUAUAAACAAGGUCUAUUAAAUUAGCCAUGUUUAUGGUAGACCAGGAAGAUCACAUAAUUUUCGAAUAGAUUGAUAUUUAUUUGAAAAUACAAUCUUGCUCAAUUAUGUGGCGUUUGAGAUCGUACAAGAAGUUUGUCGCGGCCCAUAGAUUAUAAUUAAUGAAGGCAUUUCUGAAAAACCAAAUGACUGUUUACGUUUUUUGUACAUUUCCUAGUGUAUCACAAUAAUUAAUAUUAUGUAAAAUAAUUCAUUUUAAAAGAAUAUUUGAUUUACAUAUUUGAUUUGUAAAAUUGUAUUUUCCAGCAUUAAAAUUGACCAAUAAAAUCGUCUUUAUCAUUUAAGGGCAAGUGGUAUAAAAAUUAAAUUAUAAUUUAAGUAGGUACUAUUAAAUUUAGGACGUUAGUUUUGGUUAAAAUAAAAAAAAAAUAAACACUGGUCAACUGUAUACUAUCGUUCCUUUUAAUACAUAAGUUUAACAAAAAAAACAAAAAAUAAAUUGUAAUAAUUUAUUGACAAUAAUCAGUUAGGUAUAUGUAUAAAUAAUAUUAUUCUGGUCGCACAAUACUGUAUAUUGUAAUAUUGAAAAUUCGAAUGAUGUCCUUUAUAUUAUUGGUAUAAGCAUUUGAUUUUAAAUUGCAUAUCAUAUUGCAAAAUUAAUUUAUUAAAAAAUCUUUGUUAUCCUCAAAAAUCGCUAAAUGCAUUUAGUUUCUUCUUUUUAGUUCUGCUAAAGUGCUAUUUACGGUAAACUUUUAUGUAAAAACUAUACACUGGUAAUAAAACUUUGAUUAAUAAGUUUAAUUUAAUACACUUUGUAGAAUUCCAUUACUAAGACUAGACACUGUUGUACGUCACAAGGUGUAUUAAGAACAUAUUAAAAAGAGGUAAAGUUUGUGGUGUUGUAGGAGGUAAUCUCUGGAUCUACUGACCCGAUUUUGAAAAUCAAUUUGUCACUAGAAAGACACGUUAUUUGUGAGCUAUUUUUAGUUAGAACGCGGGUGAAACCGUAGACUAGUCUUAAUCAAGUGAAACCCCUAUAACAGAGCAAUCACUCGCAUACAAAGAACACUUUAGGGGGUUAUUAAAUGUGGUAUGUUGUGAUUGGAACUUGAAUAAGUGGUUGGUCAUUUACUAAAGCUUAGGAACAUUAAAAAAUCACAUUGAAUGUUGAAAGCUUGGAGAGAAAAAAAAGGCUACUCGGAUUACUCGUUUUACGCAGACGAUAUCGCGAGCAACAGCUAGUAAAAAAGUGCGACCAGUUUAAAUGUUAAAUGGAAUUUAAAAAUACGUUACCACAUCGUCGGUUAGGUUCUACUAUUCCUAUGAUUAGUUAUUGUUUUGGUUAAGAUGUACAAUUAAUUUAAAAUUAUGAAUUUGAAUGAUAAUGAUGCAGUGACCUAAUUAUCAUACGUGGUUAUCAAAGUAACGUCACGCUAUUUAAUUUCGCAUCGAUCGAUUUUUAAACAACGUUGAAUUCACGCAACGACUUCAAAUUAUUACACUCUAAGGGUUCCCGCAUACGGGCCAUCGGCCACAACCACAAAACGCCCGCACCGGCCACAACGCCGCCACAGGCGAUUAUGAUACUGUAUGUACAUUGGAGUAUCUAGGAUUAUAUCCUGGGAUGGGCCUAAAUAUCACUGACUGAGUCGACACUCAAUAUAAAAAUUUCGUUAGCAAUAUUUGUGGACGCAGACCACUGAAACGGCUCGACUUAUUUAUUAUUUUUUCUUUGUAUCUAUGGUAGGUAUCAGAAAAGGUCAUAAUAUAUAUUUCAAAAUCUUUAAUACUUUAGGUUUUUCUUUAUUAUAAGCUGUAAUUGUAAUUAUUUGAUAUUUUAAAUGAUAUUUUGUGAAAAAUUAUUAGUAUUUCGGCGUCCAUCUUACAAUUUCAAAUUGGUAGCCCAGUAUCCUUAAGUGGGCACUGGACUAUUCCAAGGUGGGCCCUAUAUACGCCUAUGUGUAUGUAUGGUUAAAAAAAGUAGCAGCCACCGACCACAAGUGUCGACCACCGACCACAAGUGGCUGUUGCGCGCUUCAGCAAUUUUUGUGGCCCUUUCUUGCUUCUGGUAGCGGCGUUUGUGACUUUAGUGGUUGGCCCGUGUGCGACGACACUUAGGUAUGUCAUAUGCGCAUAUCAUAUACAUAUUCACAUUCAAUGACUCACCCAAAGAACUAUAAUACAGCUUCGAAAAACGAUGUGUUUCAUUGUUGUACCUAAAUUAUCUUAUUGUAAAAUCAACCAGCAUAUUGACACAAAACACUUUGUAGUUGAGUGUAAUAUUGCAAGGUAUACUUUGUUUAGAUCGGAAAGGAGGUAAUUCUUACUUAUUUAUAUUUCUAGCAUACGUCCUGCGGUUUCACUAGUGUAGUGCCCGUUCCCCUGAGGGAAUACGGGAAUAAAAUAAAGCCUAUUACACUCACAAAUAAUGUAGCUUUCUAUUGGUAAAAGAAUUUUCAAAAUCAGUUCACUAAAUCCAGAAAUUACCCGCUACAUUUCACAAACUUUACUUUUUUUUAAUGUUAUGUUCAAAUGAAAGCUUUUUUAUUAUUAACGCUUUCACGCGUAAACUGAUUUUACAAAUUCUUUCAAUAACGGAAAGCUUCAUUGUUUGCGAGCACCAUAGGCUAUAUUUUCAUCCCGUAUUUCCUCGAGUAUGGUAUCUACGUGAAACCGCGGAAUUUACCCGCGUAAGCGCGGAAUUUUACAAAGUAAACUUGGCAGUCUUAAUAUUAUGGUUGGUUUAAGAUCUGUACUGUAUGUUUAUUUAUUGAAACUGCCAAUAUUUUAUUAUACUGAAUUUUAGUUUGAUUGAUACUCAUGUUUUAAAAUUAAUAAAAUUUGUAAAUAAACAGUAUUGUUAA